Messenger RNA from Coregonus clupeaformis (lake whitefish), 2468 nucleotides. Its product is annotated as phenylalanine-4-hydroxylase. The record is from RefSeq and is a predicted model, not a curated record. Gene Ontology annotation, molecular function: phenylalanine 4-monooxygenase activity; iron ion binding. Gene Ontology annotation, biological process: L-tyrosine biosynthetic process. Lineage: Eukaryota; Metazoa; Chordata; Actinopteri; Salmoniformes; Salmonidae.
UCCAUAGGCCUACUCGUCGCGUAACAGUGAUACAGACCGUAACGGGGUGUGGUGUCACGUGGGCCAACAUGAAUGGCUGAAGUUUAACUUGCGUUGCUCAAACAAAUUCGACCAAAGCACACACACACAUUCAGCAACAAUAGUUUCAUACCUGUGCAACGAGAAGACUGGAGGAUGGACGCAGCAUACGAAAUUAACAGGAACUAUCCCACACUGGACAAUGGCAAAGAGCAGAGGACAGGCUCCAUGUACCUGGAGGAAGAGACCAGCACCAAGGCGGGGUGCUGUCCUGGCUUCUUCUCCCUGAAGGAGGAGGUUGGGGCGCUGGCCAAAGCUCCUCAGACUGUUUGAGGAGAAGGGCAUCACCUGAUGCACAUAGAAGUCUCGCUGGUCGCGAUUAACAACCAGGAGUUUGAGUUCUUCAACAGCGUGGACACCAGCUUCUCCAAGGCCUUGGACGAGAGUCGUCGACGCCCUCGCACCGAGAUCAGUGGCCCACGUCACGAGCUCUCACGCAACAAACAGAAGGACAGCACACCCUGGUUCCCCAAUGACAUCCAGGACUUGGACCGCUUGGCCAACCAGAUUCUGAGCUACGGAUCUGAGCUGGAUUCUGAUCACCCUAAGGAUCAGCCAUUCAUUACUGAUUUCCCCGCUAUAUACAGGGCCAGGAAAGCAGAGUUUGUUGACAUCGCCUACAACUACAGACAUGUCUCUGUCUCAGUGGAGGUCUUUCCCAAGGUGGAGUACACAGCGGAGGAGAAGGCCACGUGGAACACAGUGUUCAAUGAGCUGAAGACUCUAUACCCUACGCACGCCUGCCGUGAGCACAACCCGUGUGUUCCCUCGCUGGAGCAGUACUGCGGCUACAGGCAGGACAACAUCCCCCAGCUGGAGGACAUCUCACGCUACCUGCAGUCAUGCAGAGGUUUCCGGUUGCGCCCAGUGGCUGGCCCCUCCUCUCGGGAUUUCCUGGCUGGUCUGGCCCGAGUCUUCCACUCUACACAGUACAUCCGACACCAAUCCAAGCCCAUGUACACACCUGACCGUGAGGAUAUCUGCCAUGAACUCCUGGGGCAUGUUCCUCUGUUUGCUGACCCCACCUUUGCCCAAUUUGAACAGGAAAUCGGUCUGGCCUGGGUGCCCCCGAGUACAUUGGAGAGGCUUGCUACUGUAAGUCUAUUGUUCACAGUGGAGUUUGGCCUCUGCAAGCAGGGCUCUGAGAUCAAGGCCUAUGGAGCUGGCCUUCUCUCGCUCAUUUGAGAGCUGCAGUACUGUUUGACAGACAAGCCCAAGACUCAACCAUUUGACCCUGCGAAGACCAGCCUCCAGAAGUACCCAAUCACUGAGUACCAGCCCAUUUACUUUGUCGCCGAGAGCUUUGAUGACGCCAAAGAGAGAGUCAGGAAAUUUGCGACACUCAUCCCCAGGCCUUUCUCAGUGCGCUACAAUGCAUACACCCAGAGUAUUGAAGUCUUGGAUAACACCCAGCAGCUGAGAAACCUGGCUGACAACAUCAGUGGGGAAAUUGGGAUCUUGUGCAAUGCCCUGCGGAAGAUGGAGUAAGGAGAACACUUUGGAGACAUCCUUCAAAACUGAUGUGCACAAUGAUAGAAUCUCAAUGUAUCUCAUCAAUCUUGUAGAUUUCCAUUAUACUCUUUGUACUUAUAAUCUGUGUGCUUGUUCAUUAUAACAUUUACUGCAUUCUGCUUCAUCUUUAAAUAAAUUAUUCAUAAAUACCUACUGCAACCCAUGCACUAGUCAUUUUAAGUAGAACAUUUUAAUAUUAGUAGUCAUAUUAUUAGAGUAGCACUCUCUCAAUGAAUCACAUAGACAGGCAUACUACUAGCCAAUGAAAAUGGCACAUCGGGAAAAUUAGUCUUUCAUUGUAAAUAUUAAGCGACAUAAAACAAGUAUUAACUUUCUCUAAAUGAAUUAUUCGAUAAGUGAGUGAGGUUUUCGUUAGAUUUUGUUAACUCCAACAAGGAGAAGUAUUAUUUUAUCAUACCUUUGUCAGCAUGUUCUAGAAAUCCAACACCCGCCAUUACAUUAUUGAUAGGUUAACCGACGUAAUUUUCCGUAACCAGCUGUGACAGAUUAAAUUAGAAGAGUGCUAUUCCAAAACUAUUAGCUCAGGCUUUGAAGAUGAUCUAAUUCGCACUUGAGUAUUCUAUCUACAGUGGUUAAAUCGCAAAUAACAAAAAUGUAUCCUUGCAUUAUGCUAUAAAAAGCUAAGCCUAUAUAACAAUAACGAAAUACAAUGUGUAUGUCCAGAAUGUUAUUAGAGAAUGUGUUUGAUUAUAUCCUGAAUUCUGAUUAAUCCAAAUGAUUGACUGUUUUUCCAUUCUUUACUAUCACCAUCAUAUUUGUUUGUAUAAUAUUCAUGAAAAUGUGUUAUUAUUAACUGGCCAAAUAAAUGUAUUUAUAUCCUGAAAAGGUUAUCUUUCAAAUAAAUGAUCUCAAAAUAA